CUUCAAUCCACUGUGUAAUUCAUUCACCGCGGUCCCUUCUCUGCCUACUGUAUGCGUCGCGUGUUCACCGCGGCCCCUUGUGCCUACUGUACAAGGUGCAUUCACCACACGAAGAUGCGUUUCGGCGUGCGGCUCGUGGUCUGCAGCAUGAGCGGCGGUCGCAUCUGCUCCCGACUUCUCUCAGUGACCCCGCUCAGCUGCAAAGUCAAAUCGCGCAGAUCGCUGAGGAAAUAUGCGGCUCUAGCAGGAUCGGUGAUUGCAGGAGGCUGCGUGUUCGUCGCGUACGAGGCCGCGUCGCUGCGCUUGGCUCUGCAGAUCCGGACGUCGGCCGUGGACGUGGAGAAGCUCAAGUCGUACAUCUACAUUGACACGGAGUCACCGCUGCCCCCCGGGAACCAGGGUCUCCCCGAGCGUGUGAGGACCGGCCUACACAGGCUGCGGCGGAGGCUGUACGAGGCCACGCUCGGGAGGCUGUGGAAGCCGCUGGAUGACAUUCUUCCUGGCGCCAACGAGGACGACAGGAGGCUGUGGCAGCUGCUGCAGAAAUCCCGCUCUGCCCAGCGGUCAGAGAGGCUGCAGGCCGUGCGGGAACUAGCGUCUGCCCACCACUGGCCCGAUUACCAGUACAGGAACGUGGCCCAGGCAAGCGACGCACGGACCCUGGUCGGCCUGGCUCGAUCCAAGGACGUGGACUUGAGAUUUUUCCUCCCUCCUGCCCCUCUGCUUCGUUCGGACACCGGCCCUUCCCCUGCCUUGGCCGAGGAGCUGCGAGCCCUGGUGGCUGCUCUCCCGCAGCGGAGCGAGGACUCCUGCCUGCGCUACUUCACAUCGCUGGCGCUUAGGGAUGGCUACGAGCACGUGGAGGCACAGAGGGAUGGCCCGGGCUGCUUCGAGACGAGCGAGUUCCUCUACGCACAGACGCUCAGCUCGCUGGCGCCCGAGCGCGCCGAGGCCUUCUGCCUGCACGCUCUGCUGCACCAUUCCAUGCUGCCGGGCCACGGUAAGCUCAUGGUGGACCGUGGCGCCCUGCAGCUGCUGCUGAGGCUCUACCUGGCGCGGCGCGACCCGGCGCGCAAGGUGCAGCGCCGGGUCACUCGCAUCCUGGGCAACCUGGCCGCGUGCCCGGAGCUGCACGGACAGAUCCACCAAUCCGGCUGGCUGCGGCCGCUGGUGGAGAUGUCUCAGAGUCCCCGGGUGGUGCAGGCGUGCCACGCAGCACGGGCCCUCGCCAACCUGGACAGGGAGACGGCGCACGGGACCCUGAUGGAGGGAAUGUUCCUGCUGCACCCUCUACACCGCAGCAGUGAGGAGGUGUCGGCGGAUGUGCUCUUUGUGCACGGCCUCCUGGGAGGUGGCUUCAAGACGUGGCGGCAGCAGGACGUGGAGGCGGCACCCUCCGAGGAGGGCCCCGAGAGCGAGGCCUACACCCACUGCUGGCCCAAGGCCUGGUUGGCGCCUGACUGCCCGGGCAUUAGGAUCUUGAGCCUGGACUACGACACCCACCUGAGCGACUGGAAGGUCAAGUGCCCAGCGGAGCAGCACAGGCGCUCGCUGGCUUCUCGGAGCGUGGAGAUGCUGGAGAAGCUGAGGCUGGCGGGCGUGGGAGACCGCCCGCUUGUCUGGGUGGCUCACAGCAUGGGAGGCCUGCUGGUCAAGAAGAUGCUGUCGGAUGCAGAGAGGCUUCCGGAGUUCCGCCAGGUGGUGGAGAAAACCCGCGGCGUGGUCUUCUACAGCGUGCCACACCGGGGCAGCCGCCUCGCCGAACUGUCACGCAACGUCGGCUACCUCCUCUUCCCCUCCGUGGAGGUCAAAGAGCUCGGCCAAGACUCUCCGCGACUCAAGGAGCUCCACGCGGCGUUCACGGCGCUGGUGCAGCGGCGCCGCCUGCGUGUGCUGAGCUUCGGGGAGACGCGGGCGACGCCCGUCCACGGGCUCAUCCGCAUGCUGGUGGUGCCUCUCCACUCGUCCGAUCCGGGCGUGGGGCAGUUCGUCGCGCUGGACGUCAACCACCUGAACGUGUGCAAGCCCUCGAGCAGGGAGUCUCUGCUCUACCAGAGGACGAUGAGCUUCGUCAGGGACUGCGUUCACGAGGGAAGGGCAGAGGGCGGCAACAACGGCAACAACGGCGGCGGUGGCGGCAGCAGCAUCACGUGACCAGUCAACUGAACUCUCACGCUUCGUAGGAUACGCAGCCAGCGUGAAGUGUGUGUGUGUGUCUGUGCGAGCGUGAGUUUGCACGCACACAGCCAAGGUGAUGUGUGAGUGUGAAUUUGCACAGUGAGUGUGAGUUUGCUCACACACGCACACAGCCAAUGUGAUGUGAGCGUGAAUUUGCACAGUGAGUGUGAGUUUGCUCACACACGCACACAGCCAACGUGAUGUGUGUGUGUGAGCGUGAAUUUGCACGCACGUACACACACAGCCAAGGUGAUGUGUGAGUGUGAAUUUUAACAGUGAGUGUGAGUUUGCUCACAUACACACACAGCCAACGUGAUGUGAGUGAGUGUGAAUUUGCUCAGACACACACAGCCAACGUAAUGUGUGAGUGUGAAUUUGCACAGUGAGUGUGAGUUUGCACACACGUAACAUCUUGUGUGAGCGUGAUGUGUGAGCGUGAUGUGUGUGCGUGUCAACUCACGCUCACACACUGUUAAGAACAAAUUGUCACAUUAACUUUGGUUCUUCAUUUAAUUUGGUUUAAUUCCAGCUCUGAGAAUUCGAAUAUUUGUUUGACCGGCAUCACGCGACGGCCACUCAUACAGCAGAGCGAGUUGGGAAAGAGUUGCCCUCUACUGAGUGUGUGGACCCCAGAUGUGGCUCUGUGUUAUCUGCUUUUGUGGGCUAUUCUGUGUGUGAAUCAGAAUAUCGUUUGAAGACGGGAUCUCAGAGGUAGAUCUGUGAUAUCAACUUCUGUCAGCUGUUCUCUUCACACGCAGGGAUCUGGCACUGCUCAGCCGGAUUUGCGAACGGAUACUUCAUCCUGUGACAUUGCUAGUGUGAUCAGGAUCAAGUGGAAAUACAUGGAAUGCGGGUAAUUGACAGCAGCUGAUACUGGAAUCAAUACUCAUCUUUGCAGUAAUUUAUCCUGUAUGGAAAGCACUUAUAUGGAUGGCCCACUGGAACAGUCACGCUGCAUCUUAUUAAUUUUUAGAAGUUUUAGAGAAACCUGUUUACUCAGCACAGGAGCCAUUCUCCCAUAGCCAUAUUGAGAUGCCUAUCCCCACCGCUAUUCAUUUCUCGGAACCAAGGCUAUGUGCUUAAAGUGCACUUGCUACCAUUGCUUUGCACGAUAUUAGAAAGCCACCGGGAGCUAUGCAUUUUUAAAAUCUAGAUUGAAAACUAAUUUCUUCGAGGGCUGCUUUUCGCGUUUAGUUUCUUCUCCUCCGCACCGGCGAUGAGCACGGUUGGCUACAUGCGAUGCAAAACAAUUUUUUUUUUUCGAUUUAAAGCUUUCGUGACUGCAGGGAUUCAUCUUCUCGGUUCUUUCGGUAAAGUCACGUAGAAGGGAAAUAAUAAAGUAAUACAAAUAAAACAGUAAAAUAAUUCUCACGACGUUUGAAACCCCCUGCCCACCUCCUACGUAUUCCACAAGUAAUGACUAAUCCCAUAUCUGCAUUUCUCAUAAAUAUGCUAAAUUCCUCUUGAUAUGCACAUUCUUUUGUCAAGGCACUCUUCCCCCUCCAACCCAGCUUAAAUAUACGCUCCAAGCCUGGUGGUGUUUCAUUCAGACGCUGUCUCCCCGACAGACCUGUUCUUCACCUGAGGACGUCUGCUUGCGUUGUGUCCGAAACGUCGUGAGAAUUAUUUUAUUAUGUUUUAUUAUUUUAUUAUUUCCCUUCUACGUGACUUAAGAAAGAACCAAGAAGGUGCGAAACAAGUUGCGAUGGCCAAAUAGAAGUGCAGUGCCACACGACACUCGCUCACCCGAACGGCGUUGUGUUGAUCUCCCCCCGAACGCUUUGACCGUGGCAGCGCGUACGCAAUGUGCGUGCUUCGUGCAGUCGACCGAUGGCACCUUUGCAUGGCGAUGUAAGCACGUUCCUUCGGAGUGGGCAGGUAGAAACUUGGUUGGACAGCGCAUUCGUGCGAUCCGUGUUGGAUACCGUAGUCGUGUUGGAGGUUGUCGUAUGCACGACAGGCAGACAGAUAAUCCCUGGUGGGCAGUGUGGAACCUGUUGUUCCUACCUGUAGUAUUGUGUGCAGGCCCCUAUUCAGCCUGUGCCGCGGGUGGGACAGGUGCUUUGUUUUUUUCCCGUACAGUCUGUUCUCCUAUAACGCGUGUUUUCACAAGACGAACUGUAUACAACGCGAUGAAUGUCUUCGGGGACACAUUUAUUGUUAUAACGCGGAUGCGAGUUGGAUACAACGCGAUUGAGUGAACGGAAUGACAACGCGCGAGUCGGAACAAGCGGCUGUGGGGCUGCCUCGGCGCGUGGCAUCGCACAAGGCAGUGGGAUGCUGCUGGAUGCUUCGAGAUCCUACCCAGCCUGCAUACGCACCUCGCGCGUAAUCGCGGACUUUGCUGUACCCGACGUAUUUAUUGUAACCCCGAUUUUUCAACAACGUGGUAUUCUGCCGGAACGCAACUCCUACACGUUAUAGGAAAACAUACUGUACUGCAAUCGGUAAUGAAACUUUCGCAGCACCACUGACUUGUGCCUUGCAAAGGCUUUGCCCUCCUCUGCCCGGGUCACCCUACGCUUAUUUUACUUUAAGAAAAAAAGACAUUUGCUAGGUACACAGGCCUAAAGUGCCAUGCUGUGAAGCUAUCUUCUCUUUCGUACGGCCGAUGUGGACGUAGAGCAGCGACAUUUUACAUUGAGCUGCUUAAUGAGCCAGAUGAUUGCAUCGGGAGUAGUGGUAUGGUGUGACGCUACCAUCUCUACAGCUCUCGGUGUGAACCUGUGGGUCUCUCUGUGCGACGAUUUGACUCACCUCCCCCCUCCUCCCCCGCCAUAGGAAUAUGGAAUUUCCACCAUUGGCUCAGGGUUGUAAGGAACGGAUGAGCACCGCCUCGAUGGUCUCACAUGAGCAGGAUGUCACUUUGAUUUCAAUAAUUCGUAUUCGGCUGCGGUUUGUGCAAGAUACGUUGGAUUGAUUGGAUCAUUUGACCGUGAUUAUUCGCUGAGUUGGAACGUCUGGUUUGCGAGGGUUGCCCCGGGUGUCGCAUGACACAGAGAAAAUCCACGUAAUGACACGUGCACUAUGCGCCCGUGUGGUGUGUGAAGAAUUAUAAAUGUAUUUUAUUUUUUCAUUUUUACACAAACACCUGGUGUCUCAUCAUCAGCAGAGUCAGGUUUUGCUUGAAAAAUGUUGAUAAAAUGCCAGAUGUUUCAUAGGCAAGGGCUGGCUUCGACAUUAAUUGUCUCAUCAGCAGAGCCAGGUUUUGCUCGAACCAAUGUUGGUGAACUGCCAGAUGUUUAUAUGCGAGGACACUGUUAAAUAUCGGUCCCGGUUAAAUUUAACACGAAAUUCUAGAUUUGAAGCUUUCGUGACUGCAAGGAUAUUCAUACUCUUUGGUUAUUUCGGUAAAGUCACGUAGGU
Lethenteron reissneri (Far Eastern brook lamprey) is the source of this 5544-nucleotide messenger RNA. RefSeq names its product serine active site containing 1 (gene SERAC1). Lineage: Eukaryota; Metazoa; Chordata; Hyperoartia; Petromyzontiformes; Petromyzontidae. The record is from RefSeq and is a predicted model, not a curated record.